AUGAAAUUCUCUGAAUUUACUAAAAAUGAUACAAAUGUAUUCAUUGAUGAAUGCGAAGAAAUAUCAUGUUUACCAGAAAAUUAUCAUUCAUCUAUUCCACGUCAUAAUUCAAGACAAGAACAUGAACUAUGUUCAUUAGAUAAUAAAUCAUUAUCACCUUCCGAGUAUAUUUAUGCUGAAAUUGUUAAAGCUAUGGGAAAUAAUGAAUUUAUUGAAGACAAACGUUUACUCAAACGAGCUAGUUGGGGUCCCAAUGAACAACAACAAACAUAUGGUUUGCCACCAACUGGCAAACAAAAUUAUGCUGAUCAUUUAAAAAUAAAUAAAAGUUCGAACCGAGUACGCAUGCGAUCGAAACCAACAAGGAAUUAUCAAUUAGAACAACCGAAUCGAAUGUCUCUUCAAGGACCUGUUUCAUAUAGUGAAAAAUAUGAUCAAUUUGUAGUUAAUAAAGUUUCAAAUCAAGUCGCGAAUCGUAAUGGAAGCCUGUCAAAUGAACGUCGUGAUCUAUCACCAAGCCCAUCACUAUCUUCAAUCGAUUCAAUGUGGCAAAAUCGAACACGUUCUUCGCCUUCAUUUGAUAAUAAUGAUCUUAUAAGUGACACAUCUACCGCAUCAUCAUUGAAUACGAUUACAUCGUUAACUUCAAUUCUAUCUGCACGCCAAAAAAGUCCUAUUCGUGAAUAUAUUUGUUCGCCGAGAACACGUUCAUCGCUACAUGAAUAUCAACAAAAAGAUUUAAAUCAUAUCGAUUGCAAAAUUUUGUCACCAGUACUAAAUACAAAGACCAUUGCUGCUUCGUCGACUCCAAUUUCCUCUUUGCCAUCGUCAUCCUUCCCUUCUCCAUCAUCAUCAUCUACCGAUUUCACAUGGCCUAAAGGUCAUGGUGAACCAUCGUCAUCACCAUCUCCCGUAGAAUCAACUUUAAAUCAAUGCACAGACUUUACUUUGCAAACACCAACAACUGAUGCAUCUCUAGAUGACAGUGGUCAUCCAACAACACCAACAACAGCAACGAAAGCGCAUAGUCUAAUGAAUAUGUCAAUGUCGUCUAAUCGUUAUAAUAAUCAAACAUAUUCGUCGAAUCCUAUCAUGACAUCAAUACCGCCAAUGACAAAUAGUAAUGAUGGAUUAAGGCAACAACAAGAACAAAUAAAGUCCAGAAUUGCUGGCGGUAGCUGUUUAAAAUCACAAAACAAACCAAAUAAUAAUAAUAACAAUAAAACAAAGAAGUCUGUUCAUUUCGAUUGGCAUUCGCCUAAAGAGAUUCGAUCAAUAUCACCAUCAACACAUUGUAAUUAUCGACCAUCGGUCACAGUUACGUCUUCAUCGUUGUCUAUCGGGAAUAUUGACGGUGAUAAUGACAUACAAACGAAGAAAAACUAUGGUGAGAAAGCAGUAGAACAAGAAAAAGAAAAAAUUGAAACAACGAGAAGGACAAUCAACACUACUUCUCCAUUGUCCACAAAUACAAUUCAUCGUUCUUUUUCUCUCUCGCCAUCACCAUUUUUGAAAGAAGAGAAUAACGAUAGUCGAAGACACAGACAAGAAAAUGUCGAGCAUCUAAAUUGCACUACUACUAGUAGUGGACGAGCAACAACUGCUGCUACUCACCUUCAUUACAACGCUAACGCCGCUACAGUCACUUUCAAUGACGGCAAUCAAAAAAUCUUGCCAACAAAAGAGCCAAAUGGCACGAACAGUUUUAAUACAAAUGGAAAUAAUUUAACCUAUUCAUCGCUUGAUAAACAGAUGCCUUUAAAUAGUUUACUCGUUAAAACAUCCACACUUAAUCCAUCAACAACAGCAACAAAAAAAACUUUUAUGGGCACUGGCGGAUUUUUUAGUUUUAUUAAUCGAUCAAAUAAUAGUAAUCAAAAUAAUUCAUCAUCGAAUAAUGAAAACAAACAAUUAAAACGUACAUCAUCUACUCAACAAAAAUCUAAACAACAUAAAGCAGAUCCCAAUAAACGUCUUAGUGCUGAUAUUGAUACUCUUCGGUCUUCAUCUUCAGUAUCGGCAAGUAACCUAUCGAAAGAAGAUAUCGAGAAGGUUACAAAGAAUUACCACGCAGAACGACAAUCGACGAUAGACAACAAUACUACUACUACUACCAAUAGUCGUACUUCUAGUAAUACCAAUUCAUCUAUCCCGCUGUGUACAAAUACUAAAAUGAAUAGAAGUUCAACAUCAAUGUCAAUGAAUCCUACGACGAUAACCGUAAAAUCUGACGAAGGAGAUUCAUUGAAUAAUGGUCUUCUAUUUCAACCAAGUCACUCAAUAGAAAGAGAACCAUUCUUUCUUUCUCCAUUAAAAUCAUUGCCGAAUAAUGAUGAGUCGCCGUCGUCAUCAUCAUCGAUUGGUAAGAUGAUGCAAACAUCGACACUUACCAUUUCUAACCCUCCACAAUAUCAUUAUUAUCUAUAUCCACCACCACUAUCGUCUUCAUCAUCGUCGUCGAUACCAAAAAAGAAUUUAACAACAAAUCGUUCCGUGUCAAAUGUUAGCAUGAAUAGUAUUAGUACCAAUUCAACAUCAUCAAAUACGUCUUAUGAAUCUCAAACACAUGAUUCUGAGGAUGAUAUAGUAUCAUAUUCAAUAAAUAAUCAAAGCAAAUUUCAUCAUAUUAAAUCAAUUUCAAAUACAAAGCCUGUUAUACUUUCUGAUUCAGUACAAGCAUUUUGGCCACCACCAUCUGCAUUGAAAAAUAGCCCUGAGCAAAUACUAAUCUCAUCCAUUGCUGCACACAGCAAACAUUCCAAUUCAAUCAAACACAAACAAUCGGAAUCGGUUCUAGCACAAAAUAAUGUUAUUAGUUCGACGACCUAUAACAAUGAUUCAUCAUCGAUAAGCAAUCGUAAUCAAACAGAUGCUUUACCACCUACAACAUCAUUAUUGUUGAAUAAUAAGCAAGAAGCUCGAAUUUAUUCGGAGAAAAAUUCAUUCGCUAAUGGAUGCUUACGAAUAGCAGCUGACACUUCUCUUGAAGAUACUCAAGCAUCCUAUAGUGAACGUUUGCGUGAAAAAUCUCGUUCAAUAAAAACAACAAAUCAACUAUUAGCAAUGGAUAUUAACAAUUCAUUAUCUCGAUCACGAUCAAAAGAUUUGCUCGAUAAUCAAUUCGAAAAUGCUAAUUCAUCGAAUAGAACUAUUUUACGACCAAAAUCAGUUAGUCAAGUACGUGUACAAGCACUACUUUCACCUAUUCGUCAAGAAACAGCGGAGGAUUUCCAAUCGAAACGACAAUUUUUUGAAAAUCGUACUUAUGCAGAUUAUACUCCAACAUCGACAAAUAAUAAAACUUAUACGAUAUUGCCUACAAAUCCAACAGUGAACAACAAUAAUUAUCAAAAUUACGUAACAAAGUAA
Rotaria socialis is the source of this 3369-nucleotide messenger RNA. The record is from the annotation of a GenBank genome assembly. Lineage: Eukaryota; Metazoa; Rotifera; Eurotatoria; Philodinida; Philodinidae.